AUGGCGGGUAAGAAGCGGCCGAUAGCCAGCGCUCCGAGGCGGACGACGCGCGCAUCGACUUCUCGCAAUGCUCCGGCAGACAUAUAUCGGGAAAUGCUUGAAAAUGUAGAUGUGCAAGCUACUGCCAGCACCGAAACUGCAGAACCACCACGAAAGCGUCGUCGCCCCGGCGAAAGAACCGCUCCUGCUCGCACACCCACGAAGCCCAAGACCACGGUCCAGCAACCACCAACCACGGCUGAGCUCGAGGACGACGAUGAAGAUGAAGACGUCCAAUUUGAAGAUGUGGGGAUUCCCGCGCCAAAAAUGCAAACAAUCUAUCGAGACUCGGACGAGGAAGAGGACGAAGGAGAGGAGGAUGACGAUGAAGAGCAGCUCCAAUUCGAGGAUAUAGAUUUCUCCUUCCCGGAGCUGAACCUUGGCACAGAAACCAAAGAAGAAAAGCCACAGGAAAUACAAUUAGACCUUUCGAAACGAGCCGAGGCUAGCGAAGCCGCCAAAAGAGCCGUGAAUAGGAGAAAGCCGAUCAACAGGUCAGAAAAGGAACGUCGCAUUGACAUACACAAGACACAUCUCUUGUGUCUGUUAUCACAUGUAGCGCAGAGAAAUCGCUGGUGUAACGAUUCCGAAGUCCAGCGCACCCUCCGCCGGUCCAUGUUGAACAAGGAUCUCAGAAAAUACUUGACCCCAGGGCCUGAUCUCACACAGUUUGGACAGACCAAUUCUCUCAAGACUGGUCUGGAGAAGCUAGAGACAAUAUUCAGGACAAAGUAUGAAGUAACUGAAAGAGGCUUACGGCGUGCUUUGUGGGCUGAUAAGGAAGAGCAUCUGAAGGAGUAUCGAUUACCAGACGAUGUUGAAACCCCGAUGGAGAGGUCCGACUUUCGCGAAGCUGCAGCUUCCCUCAAGGGGUCAAGGGAUGUUGGUGCGCAAUUAUACUGCGCGCUACUGCGGAGCGCUGGCGUCGAAGCCCGUCUUGUCUGCUCACUGCAACCGCUGUCUUUUGCUUCUGGUGGCCCUACCAUGAGCAAGCCACCGAAGAAGCAGAGAUUAUCUCUUGAAGAACAGUAUGCAAAGCGUCCCAAAUAUGAUACUAGCUUUGAUAGCCCAGGUGUAAAGGCAGCGUCCCCUGCAGCAUCCGCCAUCCGCCGGCGGAUCGGCCAUCCUAACGCCACUGCAUUCAACAUGCCUCCAGUAACUGCACCUAUUGCUCCGGUUCCGUCGUCCGGGCCCCCAAAGAAGAUCAGGGAGUGCCCUUUCCCGGUGUAUUGGGUAGAGGUGCUUGAUGUUGGCCAUCAGAAAUGGCAACCUGUAGACCCUCUUGUGACCGUCUCAUUCUGGAAACCCAAGGUGCUCGAGCCGCCAGCGAGCGAACGCGACAAUUGCAUGACUUAUGUCGUCGGAUUCGAAGCAGAUGGCACAGCAAAGGACGUCACGAGGCGCUAUGCAAAGGCAUAUAAUGCCAAGACUAGGAAAAUGCGCAUCGAAAGCGUCGCAGCUAAUGGCGAAAGAUGGUGGAAGAAGGCGCUGAAAGCGUACAAGCGUGGAUUCGAGACGGACUUGGACCAGAUCGAGAACAAUGAAUUGAACGCGACAGAAUCUAGGGAACCAAUGCCUCGAAACGUAGCAGACUUUAAGGAUCACCCCAUCUAUGCUCUGCAGCGGCACCUACGGCGACACGAAGUAUUAAUACCUGGCGCAAAUACGGCUGGAACAAUCGGUGCCGGUAGUAAAGGCCCCUUGGAACGUAUAUAUCGCAGAAAAGAUGUUCGAGUUGCCCGGACAAAGGAAAAGUGGUAUCGGAUGGGCCGUGAAGUCCUUCCAAAUGAGAUUCCUGUCAAGUUUCUCCCAAAACGAGCGAAAAGGGGAACUGGACUCUUUGGCAGUGACGAAGAGGGCGAAGAAAAUGAAGAAGAUGCUGCAGGAACACCCAUUUUCACUGAGGAACAGACAGUCCUGUUCAAGCCGCCUCCCAUAGUGGACGGAGUUAUACCAAAGAACAGAUUUGGCAAUCUCGACGUUUAUGUGCCUACCAUGAUACCAGAAGGUGGCGCUUAUGUAGCACAUGAAUUUGGAGCGCAAGCAGCCUUUACCUUGGGUAUUGAUUAUGCUCCUGCCCUGACGGGUUUCCAGUUCAAAGGACGCAAAGGAACUGCGGUCUUGCAUGGCGCGGUCAUCGCUGCCGAGCAUGAAGAGGCAGUGAGGGCCGUCAUUGAGGGAUUGCAAGAUCAGGAGGCUGAGUUUGAGCGCGAGCGCAGAACCCGCGAGGUGCUGAGGAUGUGGAAGAAGUUGAUGAUGAAUCUAAGAAUCCGCCAGAGGAUCUGGGCGAAUGUGGACGAGGACGACGAGCGAGAACGGGAGGCCGCAAUUGAGCAACCCCAAGAAGUUGUCUCUCCAGAUGUUGAUGACGAAGUUGGGGAGCUGAGCAGCGGUGACGAGGUGCUCGCCGGCGGUUUUGUCAUUGACGAGGACGCAGAUUAUGGGCCAGGCGGUUUCUAG
Pestalotiopsis fici W106-1 is the source of this 2499-nucleotide messenger RNA. RefSeq lists its product as uncharacterized. The transcript has 2 exons. Bases 1 to 2499 code for a protein of 832 amino acids. Gene Ontology annotation, biological process: mismatch repair; nucleotide-excision repair. NCBI's taxonomy places the organism in Eukaryota, Fungi, Ascomycota, Sordariomycetes, Amphisphaeriales, Sporocadaceae. The record is from RefSeq and is a predicted model, not a curated record. Gene Ontology annotation, cellular component: cytoplasm; nucleus; nucleotide-excision repair factor 2 complex. Gene Ontology annotation, molecular function: damaged DNA binding; single-stranded DNA binding.